This is a messenger RNA of Symbiodinium sp. CCMP2456, 1488 nucleotides long. The record is from the annotation of a GenBank genome assembly. NCBI's taxonomy places the organism in Eukaryota, Dinophyceae, Suessiales, Symbiodiniaceae.
AUGCUAGGGUCCACUCUCGAGUCAGCUUUUCAGGGUUUGCGGGCUUCAAGGGAAUCGCUGGACGCUGCGCAGGAAAAGUGGGUCGAGCCCUUCGUGGACACCUCCAAGUGGGAAUACUUCGACUUAAGUUGCAAGUCCCGGGACCAAACCGACGACAAGGUGCUGCAUGACGCGGUAGCCUCCGGCAAGCGCUUGGGAGCCAUCUUCAAGGAGCCCACCAUCACCCCGACCACGGAGCAGGUGAAGGAGUUCGGCUUGAAGAAGCCAUUUGGCUCACCAAAUGGUGCGAUGCGAAGGGGCUGGAACGGAAUCACCAUCUCCAGAGACACGAUCCACAUUCCAGGCAUCAAGCUGGGUUUCGAGAACCCAGUCUUCUUUGAGCGUCAUGCCGUCGGUGGAGAGUACGGAGCCAGCUGGAAGGCUGUGGGAAAGGGCAAGGUCUUGACAACCUAUUGGCCGGAGAACGAGAAGGAGAAGCCCGUGAUUGUCGACGGGCGCGUGCUUCAUGAUGACGAGUCUGCUGUCGUUGUUUAUGACAAUCCGCUGGACAACGUGGAGGACUUAGCUCGCAUCUUCUUCGAUCGCUGCCUGGAGGCCAAGAUUGUGCCGUACGUGGUGACAAAGAAGACUGUCUUCAAGUGGCAGGAGGGCUUCUGGCAGAAGAUGAAAGCGGUUUUCGACGCCCAAUACAAGGAUGCCUACCUGAAGGCAGGGCUGCUGGACAAGACUGGCGGGGAGCUCGUCCACCUGAUCUCGGAUGCCGCGACCAUGCAGAUCAUCCGCUGGACGGGCGGAGGCUUCGGCAUGGCUUGCCACAACUACGACGGUGACAUGCUGACAGAUGAAGUUGCGCAGGUCCACCGGAGCCCGGGAUUCAUCACGUCGAAUUUGGUUGGCAAGAACGAGGAUGGCUCCCUCAUCAAAGAGUUCGAAGCCUCUCACGGCACUGUUGCCGACCUGUGGCACAUGCAUCUCCGUGGAGAGGAGACCUCCAUGAACCCUCUUGGCAUGGUCGUGGCGCUGCUGGGUGCCAUGGACCAUGCCGCCGCCCUGAAUCCGGCAACCCAGGCGGAAGUAACAAAGUUCACUGUGAGUGUUCGAGAGGCCGUCUACGAGGCUUUCCGCACCGGCAAGGGGACACGGGACCUCACCGGACCCCAGGGCCUCACCACUGAGCAGUUCGUGGACUGGGUUGCAGACAACCUCGCCAAGCGAAUGGCAAAAGAUGGGCCUCCUGACGUCUUCACUGGCGAUGAGGUCCCUGAAGUUGCAGCACCAUCGAAGAAGCUGCGCAGGAAGUACAAGGCUGUGGACCAAGAUGCCAUGAAGGCUUUCUUCGACAAGUUCGACACCGAUGCGAACGGCACCAUCUCCUUCGAAGAGUUUGUGGACAUGACGCUCGAUCUGGGCAUUGCGCCUUUGAAACCAGAAGAGCUGGCGAAGGAGGCGGAACGUGACGAGAAUCACGCUGAGUCCGAGCGGGUUUGA